CUCAUGUCCUUCUGUUUUCCAGAAGUUCAGUGUUGUCGAGCAGGAGAAAAUCGACAAGUUCAUGCUGGAGUUGGACGGCACAGAGAACAAAUCUAAGUUUGGAGCCAACGCCAUCCUGGGCGUGUCGCUGGCCGUCUGUAAGGCCGGAGCGGCGGAGAAGGGCGUCCCUCUGUACCGCCACAUCGCCGACCUCGCUGGACACAAAGACGUCAUCCUUCCUGUUCCUGCCUUUAACGUGAUCAACGGUGGAAGUCACGCUGGGAACAAGCUGGCCAUGCAGGAGUUCAUGAUUCUCCCUGUAGGAGCCUCAAACUUCCAUGAGGCCAUGAGGAUUGGAGCUGAGGUCUACCAUAACCUGAAGAACGUCAUCAAGGCCAAAUACGGCAAAGACGCCACCAACGUGGGCGAUGAGGGAGGCUUCGCCCCCAACAUCCUGGAGAACAACGAGGCCCUGGAGCUGCUGAAGACGGCCAUUGAAAAGGCCGGCUACCCCGAUAAGAUCAUCAUCGGCAUGGAUGUGGCCGCCUCCGAGUUCUUCCGCAGCGGGAAGUACGACCUGGACUUCAAGUCCCCCGACGACCCGGCCAGACACAUCAGUGGAGAGCAGCUGGGAGACCUGUACCGCAGCUUCAUCAAGGGCUACCCAGGUAAGGACACACCUGGAGGGAAGAACUCAAACGUGCAGGAUGCCGGGCCUCAUGGACCCMCUUUGRACMCCACUGRGCUACAGGAAGUGAACAUCAGACCCRAAGCAGCUUGUUGCCUGGCGAUGACCAGCAGCCGGAUCGAGUCCCAGGAGCGACGGGGCCGUGAGGAAGAGGAGGAGGAGGAAGAGCUCCAGAACCAUUACUGGACCCGCUCCAGCCCCGACCCAGACCCUCAGGAUGGUUCAUGUAACCCUGUGUGCUGGUCGGGRUUAUCUGGCCCUGUGAGGACAGAGACCGGUUCUGACCCAGUCCAGCAGCAGUUCUGGCCUGGUUCUGAUGUUACUGUGGCCUGUAGUGAUGGAUGA
This is a messenger RNA of Poecilia reticulata (guppy), 1012 nucleotides long. NCBI's taxonomy places the organism in Eukaryota, Metazoa, Chordata, Actinopteri, Cyprinodontiformes, Poeciliidae. The record is from RefSeq and is a predicted model, not a curated record.